AUGGACACCCAAGCCUCUCUCCCAGGUUUCAAAGAGCAUCCAAUUGUACAUGGCCUCUACUACCAAUCCGACUUCAUCACUCGUGAUCAUGAAGAACAACUCAUCACCCUCUUUCGCACCCAGCUAACCUGGCCCGAUCGCCCCGGUCGCAUCUCCGUCCACUACGGCUACACGUUCGACUACAAGACCUUUGGCAUCGAUCCUGACAUUCCAUACAAGCCUUUUCCUGACUGGCUUGUUCCAUUACUUCCGAAGACCGAAAGCCGACCGCCGGAUCAAGUCUGUCUGCAAUAUUACCCGCCCGGCGCAGGGAUCCCGCCGCACGUCGAUUCCCAUCGCGGGUGGGACCAGCUUUAUGCGCUGUCUAUUGGCGCGCCCGUAUUAAUGCGCCUCCGGCAUGGCAAGACGGGUGAAGAGAGGGUUGAUGUUGAUCUUGAGGGGCGCAGCAUGAUGUGCUUCAGCGGGCCGGCCAGACUGUAUUGGACGCAUGGGAUUGCGAAGAAGAAGAAUGAUCACAUGCCAGACGAAUUGUUGGGCAUUGAGAAGGAGAAGAGGUCGGUUCUUGGGGCCAUGGUGCGGGAGGCGGAGAAGGGAUUAGAGUCCGAAGGGAGGAUGACUUCUCCACAGAAGGCGGAUGAUGGUGAUGUCAAGGCUUGA
Molecule: messenger RNA, 657 nt
Organism: Aspergillus nidulans FGSC A4
Lineage: Eukaryota; Fungi; Ascomycota; Eurotiomycetes; Eurotiales; Aspergillaceae
Exons: 2
Coding region: 1-657 (218 amino acids)
Biological process (GO): demethylation
Molecular function (GO): iron ion binding; 2-oxoglutarate-dependent dioxygenase activity
Source: RefSeq, a predicted model, not a curated record